AUGACAUUUGCUGAUGUAGCUUGUUUCUUCGUCUUCGGCAUUUUGGCUGCAUAUGGUGGCUUCAUUCUAUGGAGGCUCUUCUUGAAACUGGACUCGGAAAGGUAUCCCGUCAAGUCUUUCGGAGAACUAGGGCAACGCAUCUAUGGCCGUUGGUUCGGGAAUCUCUGUAACAUUUUGCAAAGUUUGCAGCUCGUGUUCAAUGUUGGGAUCAUUAUUCUUCAAAAUGGCCAAGGUCUUUCGCAGAUGGCAAAGUUUAGGCUAUGCUUCAGCGGCUGCAACGUCGUCUGGACCCUAGCUGGAAUGUUUCUUGGUCAAAUUCGGACUCUUCAGAAGUUUGGCUCGAUCGCCAAUAUCGCUAUCUGGCUGAAUAUCACUGUCUUGAUUAUGACGAUGGCCUUUGCGGCUAACUCACCACCUAACUAUACUGCAGUCGCCUACUCUGGCCCUGUGAUCACUCAGGCUAUCAACGUACAGGCUUUCGAGAACCAGCUCAAUGGUAUCAUGCAGAUUGUGUUCUCAUACGGUGGAGCCAUGAUUUUUGUGGAGUUUAUGGCUGAAAUGCGGCGCCCAAUGGAUUUCUGGAAGGCUAUGGCGUAUUCCCAGAUCUUCAUCUUCAUCGUAUACAUGUUCUUCGGUCUCUUCGUUUAUUCAUACCAAGGCCAAUAUGUUGUUAACCCGGCUAAUCAGGGAAUUUCGACUUAUGGCCUACAGACUGCGGGGAACGCCAUUUCUUUGACCGCUGGUAUCAUUGCCGCCGCAUUAUAUGGCAAUAUUGGUGUCAAAAUCAUCUAUAACAACAUCUUCGUGGCGAUCUUUGAUUUCCCAGUGUUGACUGCGACUCGGGGUAAAUACUACUUUGCCAUCUUUGUCAUAGUGUAUUGGGCCAUUGCCUUCGUUAUUGCAUCCGCCAUCCCGCAAUUCAGCGCCCUCUCGUCGCUGAUUGCUGCCGUUUGCAUCUUCCAGUUUACAUAUACCUUCCCGCCAUUUAUGAUCAUGGGUUACUUCUUGCAAGUAGAUGCCGCAAAAGACGACGGGGAAUUUGACAUCAAUAACCCCUACGCCCACCGUAUUGACUCAUGGACAGAUAUCUCGCGUUGGAAACGUGCAGUCUUCUAUAACAUUUGGCACUUCCUCUUCGCCGCGUGGAACUUCCUUCUCACACUCGCAUGCUUGGCUUGUGCUAUUCUGAGCGCGUACUCGGCCGUCAACACGAUCGUGACCGCGUUUCAAAGCUCGAGUUCUGCGGCGUUUAGCUGCCACUCGCCAUUGGACGUCAGCAGUUGAGGCACCAAAUGGUAAUACAUCUUUGAACGUGCGUUUUUGUUUAAUUGAAUGCCGUGGGAUGUAAUGAACUUUGGUAUGAUAUAGUACUUCGACUCUCUUACGCUUAACCUUAUGUUACCUAAUGUACCACUGGGAAGAAUACAACACCUGUUAUCUCGCAGCGCGCAACAGGUGCACAAGGUUCCGUACCACCUCAGUGGGUGCUCGACGUUAUCGUUCAGGAUUCGCCAAACGUACGUGUCUGGUCUACGGCACGUCAAGACUCAAGAUGUAUAACAAAUUAAGUACAGAACAAAUGGACUCCCACUAUAUAGUUUAAUCGGACAUCGACGCAAAACAAGAUAUGAUCGGAAUACGCAACCCAACAUCUACAUCCCAUGGGCCUCGAGACGACUCCGGAAAAUCUUCUGGAACUGCGGGACAUGCUCCAAGUCCAUCAGCGUGUGA
This is a messenger RNA of Suillus discolor, 1731 nucleotides long. Its product is annotated as transmembrane amino acid transporter protein-domain-containing protein. The coding region runs from base 1 to 1284 and encodes 427 amino acids. Gene Ontology annotation, cellular component: vacuolar membrane. The transcript has 7 exons. Gene Ontology annotation, biological process: amino acid transmembrane transport. The record is from RefSeq and is a predicted model, not a curated record. Gene Ontology annotation, molecular function: amino acid transmembrane transporter activity. Lineage: Eukaryota; Fungi; Basidiomycota; Agaricomycetes; Boletales; Suillaceae.